This is a messenger RNA of Varroa destructor (honeybee mite), 2741 nucleotides long. RefSeq lists its product as uncharacterized. The record is from RefSeq and is a predicted model, not a curated record. NCBI's taxonomy places the organism in Eukaryota, Metazoa, Arthropoda, Arachnida, Mesostigmata, Varroidae.
GCCUAGAGGUCUAGACAGUUAAAGUCUGCUGUGAAAAUUUAAAUUUACAUCUGCCAGGCUUGUGAGUCCAGCAUUCCUUACUUUUUUAAAGUCUUCGUUACACGGAAAACUUUUUUAUGGCGCAGUCGGACAAAGAAUGUGUUGUUGUGGACGACGAAAUCGAAAUUAAUUUGACGGAGGACCAGCUCAAAUACAUUCGCGAACGUAAACGUUUGGGAAGGCACAGCUGUGACCCUAACGUGACGAUUGCUGACCCAGAUUGCAACAAUACGGUCUUGAAAAAACGUCCUAGCGACGUAGAUGAUUCCACUGCCAGUGAAAUAUUCGACGAUUCUAGUCUAUCUUCGGGUGAGACAAAGGACGGAGACGAACGUGAGCCGCCUAAGAAUAUAUCGAUUGUUCUAACGAGCCCGACACUUAUUGAGCAUUCGCUAGGAGCCACCAAAGAGGAAAGUCAUUGUUCGAAAUCAAUAGCUGCUGAACAAAAAAACGAAGAGGAAGUGAUAAACAAGAGACUUAAUAAACGUGUGCAUAUUCUGGACAUAACAGCGAGUGAAGAUGAUGCGUUGUCUGUCGAAACUGGACCUGCAGAUCCGAACACUGCGUUUUUUGAUGUCUCUGACUCAAUGCAACUUAUCGACAGCCCAAGAAAAUCAACAAGCUCAAUUAUAAAUGGUGCUUCACCUACCCAUACGCGAUGUUUUGAAGCAACUGAAAAGCACAUAAGUGAUGACGGAAAUUUGCUUCUUCUGGAUAGUGGAGACCGUGAGGAGAAUUCAGACUUGAUCCCCGUCAUGAAAGACUUAGUAGACGAGAGACUAAAACUCCCAUCCCAUUUAGACCAACUAUCGUCAAACAUGGGUAGGGCUGUAUUGAGCGCUCAGCGAAAACAGCUGUUUCAAAAAAGCUUUCAGAAUUGCAACUACCUCGAUGUCGGGAAGCUCCGAUCUCCCAAUACAAAGAAAGUACAGAGCGUAUUGAGAAAUUAUAUUAAUACAAAAAGUCCCGGUACACAACGCGUUAUGAAAAAACCCCCUACCCCGACAGGAUCUGAGAUUACCGAACAGCAACACCAGCAUCAAUCUGACAAUUACUCUGUAACCCCGCCACAUUCGGGAAUCGGCCGAUCUCCUUGUGCCGUGGUAUACCAAAGUGCCAGGUUGUUUGGACGCCCUCUGGCAACACCCAGACUUCUUGCAUCGCCUGCGCCUCUGAUCACGAUCCAUCACCGAUCCAGUCCGUCCGCAGCUCGUCGAAACCUCAACGAGCCACAACUGCGAAUCAAUGAGUCGAUCUACGAAACCUUUGAGGCUAAGAUGACGCCCAGGAAAUAGUCGAGUAGUGAUCGUGUUGGAACGCACUUUUUGACACGAUUACAACUUAAAACCGAGUUCUCACUAUGGAACCGACUAAAAUUACUCUUUCAUAUUCCAUGUGUAAACUGACAGCACAAGCGUUGCUUAUAAGAUUUAGCUAAAGACAUAGAAUUGCUAUUUUUUCUACACGUUUGUGUUACAACCUGUUUUUUGAGCUUUUAACAAACUUCACGAAUGGCGCAAACUUACACAGAACACAUUUCUGUACAUUGAGGUGAUCUUCUGUUUAUGCAUGAAUGACAUGUUUUUACAUUACAUUAGCCUUUUCUUCAAGCUCUCCAAUUUAUGCUUUAACUUAGUGACAAUAAAUUUGCUUUGUCAAAGACGUUUGACCAUGUUUUGUGAUAAACAUGAAAAGUCGUCCUAAUUUACAGCCCUACCGUAUGCUGUAACAGCGAAACAUUGAUUACUUUUUAGUGAAUAUCAAAAGGCUACAACCCAAGUUUAUGUUAGCAAUAAAAUAACUUGUCGUUCUGCUAACAGCGGAUUCUUUUAUUACCUUACCACACUUUGUAGUAAUAAUAAUACGAUGAUUAUAAGAUACAGUGAAGGUUCGGAUCAAUUUGGUAUGAGGUUGUUUGCCUAGAUUUUUACAACGAGUGGAUUAUUUACGUUCUUCUGGUAAAUAAUUGUCUGGCCAACGUGGACUGAAAUUUAAGUUGGUAAAAAGACUUACAUUUUAUAUUUUUCGUACUGUAAGCAUCUGAAUUAUCUUUUAAACGUAUAAAAAAGCAAAAGCUAGAGAGCGCCCCAUUUGUUGUACAGGCAGCUUGUAUCAUCAAAAAUAAUAAUAUAUUAAUAAAAACAUAUAUUUUUAUAUUUACUGUAAGUAUGUACGGAAAUUCUGAAUACGACGUUUGUGAAGAAUAGUUGGAGUAAAAAUGUUUUCUAAUACCUUUAUAAGCAUAGUUCUGAGCGUCUACAUAUUAAUGUAUGAUACAAUUCUGCGUUGUUCCAAAUGGUCAGGUAGUUUCUUAGAGAAACUGACAUUAAAAACUUGCCAUACUGAUUUAGUUUGGUCGAAAGUAUUUUUUCAAAUGCUCGUAUCUUUUACGACUCUUAGAGAAACCAUCUUUGAUUAGCUAUUUAUCGCAUAUUGCUGCAUUUCUUUACGGAUAGUCAGAUUCACUAGAAAGGUUUUUAAACCAUGAUGUGUGCAAUAUGCGGAUAUGACAUUCCACAAAUAGAAGUACGAGUACAUGCAGAUGAAUACACCAGAAACUACUAAAGCCUUUAUGGUUUAUAGAAAGUUUAUGUAACUCAUUUAUUUAAUUACCAUAUAAUCGCGCAAUGUAUAGGCACUCAUGGUAGUAUAUCUACACCGCUCGAUUGCUUAAAUAUAUACAGUGGUGUACAUAUGGUCUA